Molecule: messenger RNA, 2590 nt
Organism: Papilio xuthus (Asian swallowtail)
Lineage: Eukaryota; Metazoa; Arthropoda; Insecta; Lepidoptera; Papilionidae
Product: zinc finger protein basonuclin-1
Exons: 1
Coding region: 98-2188 (696 amino acids)
Biological process (GO): regulation of DNA-templated transcription
Cellular component (GO): nucleus
Source: RefSeq, a predicted model, not a curated record
CCCGCGCGGUCACCUGUGUCGCACGUCCUCAGUCGCAAGGCGGCCGCGUCGCGCGCCACCCGCUUCGCACCGCGUGCUAUAUUAUGACAGUGACGUGAUGGAAGGCAAAGAGUUCGGUGCGGUCCCCGGCCUACCUGCCGGUCUGGACUACUUCAUGAUGCCGCGCGUCAGCCAACCGGCGCCGCAGUUCGACUUCAGAAAGUUGGGAGCCAGCUUCAGCGGCCGCGAGGAGGAGCGUGAGGAGCCACGCUCGCCGGAGUACGCGCCGGAGCGCCGCGACCCGCCGCCCGCGCCCUGGCCGCUCGGCCUCGGCGUGCAGUUCGUCAACCCCGCCACCGGCAAGAAGAGAGUGCAGUGCAAUGUCUGUCUCAAAACUUUCUGCGACAAGGGAGCUCUUAAAAUUCAUUUCUCGGCGGUGCACCUGCGUGAAAUGCACAAAUGUACGGUGGAGGGGUGCACCAUGAUGUUCAGUUCGCGCCGCUCGAGGAACAGGCACAGCGCUAACCCGAACCCCAAGCUGCACUCACCGCACGUGAGACGCAAGAUAUCGGCGCAUGACGGCCGCUCUGCGCAACCGUUCCCACUGUUGCCUGCGCUGGCGCGGCUACCUCUGCCGCCACCCUCGCUGUUGCCACCCGAACUGGCCGCCCGGUUGCCUCCCGCGCUUUCUGCUCCACCGGGACCGACAUCGCUGCCUCCCCGAGUUCCCCUCGACGACCUCCGCAACUUCAGUGAAAUAGAGAAAAUGUAUAGGAAGAUACCAUCACCUCAGGAGUCCUCGCGUCAUGUGUUCGAUGUUCUUAAGCCUUCUCCACCGCGCGAGGACGAGUGCAUUAAACACAGUGAAAAUAUUGAAUGCACCUCUAAAGAAAAGCAAGAAGAAGUGACAGUAGAUGUUAAGUCACCGGCGAUGAGCAGGUUGAAUUACGACGACGAACCCGAGGAUUUGAGUGUAAAUAAACGACGAGAGGAGGCCGAGUCAACGGUGCAGUUAGAACCCAGUGGUCGAACUGAACCCACCGUCGGCGACGACAAGUCGACACUUGUUCCUAAUAAACGGAAGAGAAAGAGCGGCAACCCCACGCGGUGUUCACAAAACACAGUAGAGUACAGUGUUUCGGACGAGGAAUAUAAUAGUGAUUUAUUUAGAACCAUCUCAACCCCCGGCUCAAGCCGGACAGAGGAGGAACCCCUAUCGCUCAAGAAACAAAAGCCAGAAAAAUGGGAGCCAUUUCAGAACGGCGAGGAGGUUGUGGACGCGGAAACGGUGACGCGAGUAAAAGCCGAGAGCGAGUCGGACGACGAGUCGAGUGCGCCGAGCGUGGUGCGCGAGGGGCUGCGGCUGCGCUCCGACCUGUAUACCCCGAGCGACAGCGGAAGCGACCUGCUGGCGCUAGAGGAGCGUUUAGCGCGUCCGCGUUCGCCUUCAUCCCACAGCGAUCUCGCCGACGAUCGCACCGACAUCAAUGAUCUCGAAAUACCGAUCGACGAUGAGAAUCCAGACAGAUGCACGGCUUGCGGCAAAAUAUUUCAGAAUCACUUCACGCUGCGCAUGCAUUACAGGAACGAGCACUUAAAACUGCUUCACCCCUGCGACGUUAACGGGUGCGAUGCCGCUUUCCCUUCACGAAGAAGUAGGGACCGGCACAGCUCCAAUGCCGAUUUGCACAGACGAUUGCUUUCGACGGGUCCGCCGGACUCUCGGGAACGGAGGCCCUCCUUCGAAGUCAACGCAGAGCUCCUCAACAAAUUGUACGCAGAUAUAAAAGGUCUCGCGUCGACGCUCGAGAGUCUUCGAUACGGUGGCGACGAGUCCCCACAACUGCCGGCCUACGUCACGGAGACAAUGAAGUUUUACAGUCGGAAUUUGAGCGCAUUACAGUCGGGGUUCCUACCGCAGCUUGGGGAUCGGGGAUUUUUUCCCGGGCCAUUCCUGAUGGGUCAUGGGGCGCCGCAACCGGGCGGGAUGUACGCGCCAGCCGGAGCGCAAUCGGCGCGGGAGUCAAUGUCACCACUGUCGGCGUCCUCGCCGCCGGUGCUCUCCCCCGGUCGGUUAGACGCGGCACACGGCAGACCGCGGGACGACGCUAAGCUGCUUUUUCGAGAGACGAGCGAGUCCUACAAGAAGAUGACGUCGCUGUGCGAGCGACAGGAGCAGCUGUACCAGCACCAUGUGCCGGUGUCGUGACGCGGCCGCCCCCCGCGCCCUCCACGCCGCGCAUGGUGAUACCUCAUUUCUCGAAGAAGUCGGCGCGUCAUAGACUCUCGUAUAUUUAAUUGUUAAUAAUAUUAAUUGUGUUAAUUCUAUUAAGUAUUUCGUUUUGUAUUUUUUCUUGUGAUAUUUAGACAAAUAUAUCGUAAUCGGAUCCCACGAACUGUAAGUUAUAAGGGACGCGACCGCUCGGGUGUUUGUGAACCGAAGUGCAAUACGGACAUACAAUAUUAUAAAUUUAAAUGGAGUCGGCGCGGCUGCGGUGUGCGAUAUCAGUCGCGUAGAGUAUUCGUAUAAUCGAUGUUGAAAGUAAACGUUAUAACUGAUCAGCUUCAUUUAUUGUUCUGACGCAAUAAACUCAUUGAGGAAAAAACGUAA